AUGGCAGCCGUGUCCGAUCAGGCCACUAGUGUAUGCACUCACUGUGAUCGGGCCAUCCCUUCAGCAAAUAUUGAUUUGCAUUAUGCUCAUUGCUCUCGGAACCUUGAAAGAUGCAAAAAUUGUUUAGAUAUGGUUCCGAAAACACUUGCCGAGGAGCACUAUUUGAACACACAUGCCCCGGUUGCCUGUUCGCUGUGCAGUGAAACUAUGGAACGUGAUAUUUUAGAUAUCCAUAGAGAUGAAAAGUGUCCUAAAAGGAUGGUCACCUGUGAGUUCUGUGAGUUUCCUUUGCCGGCAAUUGAUCUGGCUGAGCAUCAGGAGGUAUGUGGGAAUCGAACAGAACUUUGUCACCUUUGUAACAAAUAUGUUAGACUGCGUGAAAGAUACAACCAUGAAGAUAGUUGCAAUAGAAUUCAAGAAAAUUCUUCAGGGUCUUCAAGGUACGUAAGGCCAGUUGAAAGAGACGAAGGUCCUCGAAGAAGGCCGCAGAAUGAUUUCUCAAGAAAGCGUGUUUUUUUCACAAUAGCAAUCACCGGUAUUGCUGUUAUUCUGGGGUCUAUAUUUUUCCAGAGAAAGACAGAUCUGAGCAAUUUGCAAUAA
Molecule: messenger RNA, 600 nt
Organism: Sphenostylis stenocarpa
Lineage: Eukaryota; Viridiplantae; Streptophyta; Magnoliopsida; Fabales; Fabaceae
Source: the annotation of a GenBank genome assembly